Messenger RNA from Parasteatoda tepidariorum (common house spider), 4048 nucleotides. RefSeq names its product BLOC-2 complex member HPS3. Gene Ontology annotation, biological process: organelle organization. Gene Ontology annotation, cellular component: cytoplasm. NCBI's taxonomy places the organism in Eukaryota, Metazoa, Arthropoda, Arachnida, Araneae, Theridiidae. The record is from RefSeq and is a predicted model, not a curated record.
AGUGCGAACGGUCCUUGCGUUUUUAUAUUUCAGACCCAUUAGUGACAUAAUCUACUUUCUGUUUCCGUGUUUUCUCUCAAGUUCUUGCUCAAACCAAUAACUUCUUCAUAAUCAUUUAUAUUAAUGAAUUUUUUUUGUUUAAGCAAAGAAAUUCUUGUAGUGUACCAAAGCUAUCGAGUCAUAUCUUGGCUGUAAUAGUAUUAUAAAUUUUAUGUUUUUCGGUAAAUAUUGCAAAAUCUAAAAGUACGAAUUGCAAAAUAUUAUAGUCAGUUUGCCUCAUCCAUAAAAAUGAUACCUUAUUCAUGAUUACAAUAACUAAAAUAAAAAGGUCUAUUUAUUCUGUAAAAUAAAUUACUGUGCAGCUGUUUCAUCAUCGAUUUUUAAAAAUUGUCAAAAGGUUUGGUGUUUCAUAUGGUAAUCAAUACUAUUUAUGACUUGUUGAACGUUCGAAAUAUUCUCAAAAUUAAAAUAUAAAAUGGUACGAGUGGUUUCCUGUCAUCAUUUUGUUUCUCAAGACGUUUUUCUUUCUGAAAAUGAACCAGUAGCAUUUUGUGGUGCGCAAGAUAAGUUGUUAGUUUCCACUACGCAACAUGCCGUCAAUAUUCAUGAUUUAGAUGCCCGUGGAAAUGUACUCCAUUCUUUCCCAACUGUUGAUAUAGUUAAGCAAAUAUUGUAUUGUGAAUCAGGAAAUUAUGUGGCAACAAUUGAAAGUAAAGCAUCAUGGCAGAGUAAUAAUGUAUCUUAUGUUAGAGUUUAUUUUAAAUGGUGGAUUGAUGUAAACAGUCAGCCUUUGAGAGUACGAGUAGCCGGAUCUACAAGUCUACCCAGUGAGGAUCAUCCUUCAAUGAAAAAGCAAUUUGAAAUGGUUGAACUGCCAUUAGAGAAACCGGCUAUAUUCAUUGCAUCUUGCAGCAAAACUUCAGCUCUGGCUGUGAGUUUAGGAAACAUAAUAUCUGUAUUUUGUUUCAGCACAAAAAUCCACCCAGCAUCGAAACAGACGUAUCACGAUUUCGAUCACUUCGUCGACAUCACUACUCCUAUUUUCGUGAAGCAAGUCACCAUAUGCGAGAACUACUUUGCUUGCAUGUCUGACAAAGCAGUGGUUGUUUUUAAAGUGUGUGAAAAUGAUGACGAUAACGAUUGCUCGGAUGCUGUGCAUGAAGAUAAAAAUUCGGAAUUAGUCGAUGAGAAUUUUGUUGAAUGGAGAUUCGAGUCCUGUACUUACAGUGGCUCUAAAGAUAAAGUGUGGGAGAAUCAUAUUAAAGAAAAACUCCAUCCAAAUUCAUUUCCCAUCAACAUUCACUUACAUGCCAUCGACAAGGCAAAUGAGAACUUCUCUGAAGACCAUGAAUGUGAGUUCAAUGGUCCACUUCUGACCGUAAAAGGGUGUACGGUCGACAUCCGGCUGAACUCGAGAACGUUUGAAAUGUUCCCAGCGAUUUCAUCCAAUAUUUAUUCUGUGAUUUUAUUAUUUAGGCAAUUUGUUUUCAAAGAAAAUGAUGGGCCAUUAAAAUCAUUGCAGCUUAUACCAUUUCAUGAGUUGGAAUCUUCCAAAGAGGGUUUUUUCGAUCCUUUGAAUGCUGCUGCUUCAGAAUCUGAAAAGUGCAGUUUCUCUCUCCCUUGGCCAAACAUCACAUCUGGCCACUCCUCUUUGAAGGCGAUGGGUGUUUUCUUUUCAACUUGUCUUGAAGGCUUCCUCUAUAACAUUACUAAAGAGACACAAUUUGUUGAUUCGUAUGUAUAUACUUCCACAAUGAAAGGUGUUUUCUUGGAAGCUUCUCUACUGCAUGCGCUAACAGAUACUGGUCUGGAGACGUACACUGUGCACCUACCUCAUUCCAUCUUAGAACAAGUAGAAAGUGUUGAUAAUGUUAAAAAUAUAGUUCCAAAAUAUGACAGCGAAGUAUGUCUUCUUGGAUUGCGUCCAUUUCUUGGUGUUGAUCACUUGGUUAAAUCUGACAACCAUUUAGUUUUGGUUUCUUCCUUAGAAGAUUCUGUUUCAAAUUCUGACACUGAAGGGGGCAACAGGUCAACUUUAUAUUCUUUAAAAGAGCCAUCACCUUCUCAGGUAUUCAUGGACCUGCUAGAGGUUGCAGAAUGUCAAAAAGUUUCUAGUCCUUUCACUUAUCACGACCUCCUGAGCGAGGCUCACAUGAUUUUGAGGGCACAAUGUUUCUUGGGCCCAAAUAAAGAAAUGGAGGUCCUGCUUAAGAAAUCCUGCCUCUUACUGGCUGAUUAUUAUAUUUGUUCUGAUGCCUCCCUCAAGCUAAAUGCUGUUCCUUAUUACCAUUUGUCUCAACUUUCUACAGAACUUGUCCUCAAGAGGAUCUUAGAGUUUCGUCUUCAACCCAAGUAUGGCAAUAUUUUAAAGCCAUUGAUCGCCUAUGUGAAUUCCAAAAUAUUCAGUGAAAGUAAAAAUGUGUCUUUCCCUUUACCCCAAGCAGUUGCUGACCCUAUUUUGUCUGCUUAUGCUGAUGAGUCACCUGAAAUGCUGUGGAAAAUAGUAUUAUGCUCCGAUUUUACCGGUUACAAACUUGAUAAAGCAAUUUUGCUGUUGAAGCGAAGAUUGACUAAUAAGAAACAUCCUCUCAGUCCAAUUAGUAAUGCUGCUGAUACUGUUGCUCUUGUGUAUUUACUUCUACUCAAGGGCACCACAGAAGCUGCAGAAAAUGUGAUUUUAUCUGUUUCAAAGACUGAUCUGUUGAGCAUCAUUACAAACAUUCCUAACAAACUUUGGUCUGGCAUGAGUUUGACUUCUUUUGGCAAAUUUAUGAAACAGACGAGACCAGAUGCGUUUGUUGAUUUACUUAUCAGCUACGUUGACAAGAAAAUGUAUAGUCUUUCUGACGUUAUUCAAUUUUUACAGUCUGAGUCCCCAAAUACAGAUCUGCAUUGUGUUCCACUUUUGAGAGAAUUUCUGGAAGAAAUACUAAAAGAUAAAUCAAUGAAAAAUGAUUCCGCUGCAAUGGCACUUUUGGUAAAACUUUAUCUAAAGCAGUUACUAGACUCUACUGGAAAGACCGAAUCUGGAACAAACUCUCCUUCUAUAAUAGAAAAAUUUCCCGAACUUGUGCACUUUCUUCGCCUCUGGAUGGGAUGAAGAAUGCAGAAAAUAAGUCCUGCAGCUGCUGGAACUGCAAUGAAAAUUUACUGAGAUUGCAGUCCUUGUUGUCAUACAUUGGCCCUGUAGAGGAAAUCAAGGGAAUGGUUUUGGAGUUCCUGUAUUCAGCUGGAAAUAAAAACCUCAACUGGUUAAGCCUUGAGGUAAUGUGCUCAAGUGAGGCGCAGGCCAUAAAGAUGCUGAUAGGAAUGGUGCCAAGAGCGCUCCUUCCCUUUGCCAAAGAAAUCUUCAAAGCAGAUAAAAAGAAGUGGUCCUUGUUGUUUUCCUUGUUAAAUGAACACAUAAAUGCUCUUCCUGAAGAUCAUCCUAAUGCUGAAACAUACGCAAAAACAUUCCAAGCUGUGCUCGCCCACCUGGCCGAAACUUUAUCUGUUGAGGAAAUACUUAGAUUGUUACCACAAGAAUCAAAUCCAGUGUUCUUGCCACAUGUGAAGCGCUGCGUAGAAAGGCAUCAGGCCGACCUGCUGAGGAACAAGAUUGUCUCUUUAGGACAAGAAAUCAAACUGAUGAUGCAUAGCUGAUUCUGAAAAAAGGAAACGUCCAAUUAUUAUUAUAUAGAGAGAGUAUGUUGACCACUUGUGCAUUACUUUAAUUGGUAAACUUAACUAGGUGGCCACCUUAUAAAGAAGAAUUAUUUUUUUAUCAUUUUUAAAUUAUGUUAUUUUUAUAUACAUGAUUCAUACUUUCCAACUUUUUCGGGUUAUCCAAAAAAAUUCAUGGACUUUUGUUUGAUUUUACAAAUUUUCAGAUAAACGCCAACUUUUAAUAGGAUUGUGUGUGUGGAAUGUGUAGAAACAUUUCACAUUUUGAUUUAGAAAAGAAAACUCCUAAGAUGAUCUUUUGAUAGAUUACUUCCGACCUCAAAAUACAUAUUUAAUUGUACUGUGUCCCUAGGAUUUAACAUAAUUAAAUUAUUUUCUGUUUGAA